AACAAACAAACAAACAAAUAAAUAACUAAAUAAAAUUAGCUUGAUGUCAGGGGAGAAGCUGAUUAAAGCUCUGCUUGUGAGGGAGCUGCAUGCCUCACUCCAGGCUGCUGCUCAGCUGCAUUGCCACCUGUUUGUUGCUUGUUGGUUGCUUCCUUUUCACUUCAGUUGGUUUAGGUAAUGGAGCUUUCUCCAAGUUGAAAUAAGCUACCCUCUACAAAGUGACCUUAAGUGAAGCUUUGAAUGUUUCCAUUUCAUACUUAUUUCUGAGGUAUGUAUUUGAUAACUAAUGAUACUGCACUGGCAACUUAAAUCUUAGUCUGUUCCUUAAUAGUUGUAUUUGGUAAUAUCUUUUCAUUUUAAGGAAAACAUUUUUUGAUCAAUAUUUAUAGAACUUAGUAUUUUCUUCCAAAUAGUAAGAGGGUAAAAUGAACAUGUUUGCAUAUCUUGACUUUUGGUGGGUUAUAUUUCAUACAUUAUAGUGCUCUUCGUGUAUGUCUAAAGUCACUCUGUUCUGCCACUGCUUUUCCUUGUCAGUGUUGAAGACCAGAUGGAGCAGUCAUCCUUGUACUUUUGGGACCUUUUGGAAGGUAGUGAGAAAGCAGUGGUAGGAACAACAUACAAACAUGUGAAAGACCUGCUGUCUAAAUUGCUGCACUCAGGUUAUUUUGAAAGUGUCCCAGUUCUCAGGAAUUCUAAGGAAAAAGCAGAAGAAGUGCUAAUGCAAUCAGAAACGAAAAAACAGUUACUGAAGAGCAAGUCUAUCAAAGAGUCAGAAUCUCUUACGGAACUUGUACAAUCAGAGAUACAGCCACAGGAGUUUCUUAACAGACGCUAUAUGACAGAAGUAAAAUUUUCAAGAAAACAAGAAAAUGUAGAACAAUCCUGGGAAGCAGAUUAUGCUAGGAAACCAAGUCUCCUCAAAUGCUGGAAUACACUUCCAGAGCCAGAUGGCCAGGAGAACAAGAAAGAGCCCUUGGAGUCCUGGGAGUCUUCUCUUAAGACUCAGGAGGUAUCAAAGCCUGUGGUUUCCUUAGAACAGGGGAAACUCAGGCCAACAUUGCAGGAAGAGCAGAAGCAACAGGUUCCUAUAGCACCUGUCAGUCAGUGGAAGCCAGAAAGCCCUAAGUCCAAAAUGGGCAGCCCUCAAGAAGAGCAGAAUGUACAAGAGACACCAAAGCCAUGGGUGGUUCAGUCACAGAAAGAACAAGAUCCAAAGAAGCUGCCUCCUGGAUCCUGGGCAGUAUCUGUGCAGAGUGAACAGAGUGGCAGCAGAUCCUGGACCACCCCUGUGUGCAGAGAACAGGCUUCAGUGCAGCCUGGGACUCCAGUAUCCUGGGAAAACAAUGCUGAGAACCAGAAACACUCCUUAGUACCACAAUCACAGAUUUCUCUAAAGUCCUGGGGAGCAGCUUCAGCAGGCCUCUUACCAAAUGACCAAGUCCUGACAAGGAAGUUAAAUGUAGAACCCAAAGAUGUGCCUAAGCCCCUGCCUCAGCCUAUAGACUCUUCUUCUGCCCUUCCAAAGGAUCCAGUAUUGAGGAAAGAAAAACUGCAGGACCUUAUGAGCCAGAUUCAAGGAACUUAUAACUUUAUGCAAGAAUCUGUUCUAGAUUUUGACAAACCCUCAAGUGCAAUUCCAUCAUCACAGCCGCCUUCAGCUUGUCCAGUCUCUACAGUAUCUGCAGAACAAAACUUGUCCAACCAAAGUGAUUUUCUUCAAGAACCAUCACAGGCCUCUUCUCCAGUUACUUGUAGCUCAAAUGCUUGCUUGGUGACUACUGAUCAGGCUUCUUCGGGAUCUGAAACAGAGUUUAUGACCUCAGAGACCCCUGAGAUGGUGGUCCCCCUCUGCAAGCCAAAGCCAGCUUCUGCACUUGCUUCUCCAAAUCCUCCCCUGUCAAAGAGCUUCCAGUUACCUCCUGCAAGUGGGAGUUCAGAAGCCAUUAGCACAGCACCCUUUCAGGCCAUGCAGACAGUGUUUAAUGUCAACGCACCUCUGCCUCCACGGAAAGAACAAGAAAUGAAAGAAUCUCCUUAUUCAUCUGGCUACAAUCAAAAUUUUACUUCAUCAAGUACACAGACAGUAUCCCAAUGCCAGCUCCCAGCUGUACACAUAGACCAGACAACUCAGCCUCCAGAGACUGGUGCAGGUUAUCAUCCUGAUGGAACUGUUCAAGUAAGCAAUGGCAGCCUUGCCUUUUACCCAGCACCCACGAGUAUGUUUCCCAGACCUGCUCAACCAUUUAUCAGUAGUCGGGGGGCUCUGAGAGGGUGUUCACAUGGAGGGAGGUUACUAAUGAGUUCCUAUCAGUCUCCUGGUGGCUACAAAGGUUUUGAUAGUUACAGAGGACUUCCUUCAGUUUCAAGUGGGAAUUACAGCCAGGUGCAGCUGCAAGCUAGAGAAUAUCCUGGAACAGCUUACUCUCAAAGGGAUAAUUUCCAGCAGUGUUAUAAAAGAUCGGGAACAUCUAGUGGUCUUCAGGCAAAUUCAAGAGCAGGGUGGAGUGACUCCUCUCAGGUGAGCAGCCCAGAAAGAGACAGCGAGACUUUUAACAGUGGAGACUCUGGGCUAGGAGAUUCUCGGAGCAUGACCCCAGUGGAUGUGCCAGUGACAAGCCCAGCAGCCGCCAUCCUGCCAGUCCAUAUCUAUCCCCUGCCUCAGCAAAUGCGAGUUGCCUUCUCAGCUGCCAGAACAUCCAAUCUGGCUCCUGGAACUUUAGACCAACCUAUUGUGUUUGAUCUUCUCCUGAACAACUUGGGAGAGACCUUUGAUCUUCAGCUUGGUAGAUUCAAUUGCCCAGUGAAUGGCACUUACGUGUUCAUUUUUCACAUGCUAAAGCUGGCUGUGAAUGUACCGCUGUAUGUCAACCUGAUGAAGAAUGAGGAGGUCUUGGUGUCAGCCUAUGCCAAUGAUGGUGCUCCAGACCAUGAGACAGCAAGCAACCAUGCCGUUCUCCAGCUCCUCCAGGGAGACCAGAUAUGGCUGCGCUUACACAGGGGAGCGAUUUAUGGAAGUAGCUGGAAAUACUCUACAUUUUCAGGCUAUCUUCUUUAUCAAGAUUAAAAUUCAGUUCAGAAUAAAAGAAUGAAGUUCUCACUAGUGGAUCUAAGGAAAAGUAGUCCUUGCCCUAGUGAUUGACUGGUUGGGAAAAAUAUUUUUGUUCCUAGAGAAAGAAGGAGGUCCUUACUUUUUUGUUUUCCAUUUUAUGUGAAGACUUUGAAACAGAAUGAUAAUUAGCACUAACUUUAUAAAUUGUGAUGUAGCCUUGCUAGUCACACAGCGAAUGUGUAUUGUUUGCACUUAAUCCUGAACUGUGUUAAUGGUCAGCUUACUGAAUUGAAUGCCUCAACUUCAGAUAAGUUCCAUGCCUCGUUGUGCCUCAAUAAAAUUUAAACUGCACCUC
Molecule: messenger RNA, 3404 nt
Organism: Mus caroli (Ryukyu mouse)
Lineage: Eukaryota; Metazoa; Chordata; Mammalia; Rodentia; Muridae
Source: RefSeq, a predicted model, not a curated record